CAAACAUUUCAUUGUCUAGCUAUGGAGUAUCUGAGGAAAGAACCUAGUCCCUCUGAGAGUUCUUCAUGCUUAGUUUCGACACCGGAGGCGCCUCCGGGUGUAGAUGACUGGGAAGGAGAGGCGAAACCUAGGUUCCAUAUAGAUCUAAAUGUUGUCACUAGUGAUUGUGAUCGUGGUUUGAAUCAAGAGGAGCUCAACCUUAUCGAUUCUUUGGAUACCGACGGUGGCGGCCAGCAACGAUUUUUCUCGUGCAACUAUUGCCGGAGGAAAUUCUACAGUUCACAGGCUCUCGGGGGGCACCAAAAUGCACACAAGAGGGAGCGGAUUUUGGCGAAAAGAGAGAAAAGGAUCGGAGCUCACAUGGCAGCCUCGGCUGCUGCUUUCGGGCAUCCUUUUUUUCAUUAUCAAAACCACUAUUCGAGCUUGGCUCCUCUUCCACUAAACAGUGCAUACAAUAGGUCUCUGGGAAUUCAGGUGCAUUCGAUGAUCCGUAAGCCUAAUAAUCCUCACAUCUCUUAUGGACGCCAUAGUUGGUCAAGGCCUCCCAUAGACCAACAACCGGCGAUAGGGAAGUUGUCGACCGAGAAUUCGACGUCUCGAGCGAGUGUCGGUCGGUUCAACAACGUAAUGAGGACGAUGAUGGGCGAUUCUCCUGGUGAUGAAAUCAUGGGGAGUUGUUGGUGGUCGGGCCAAGCUGCUCUGCAUACUAAGCAGGAAGAUCAGAUACACAAAGUUGACCUUUCCCUCAAGCUCUAAACCAGUGUUGUGUAUUUUAAUUAAGAGCAUUUCGUUAAAAUUACGGAUGUCUAUACGUAGACAUGAAUAUGUAACGUAUCCUAGUUUUUCUGGAGUCACCUUCACUAAUCGAUCCCCCAAUCUAAACAAG
This is a messenger RNA of Hibiscus syriacus, 886 nucleotides long. Its product is annotated as zinc finger protein 3-like. Bases 22 to 756 code for a protein of 244 amino acids. The record is from RefSeq and is a predicted model, not a curated record. The transcript has a single exon. NCBI's taxonomy places the organism in Eukaryota, Viridiplantae, Streptophyta, Magnoliopsida, Malvales, Malvaceae. Gene Ontology annotation, biological process: negative regulation of abscisic acid-activated signaling pathway.